AUGGCCAAGACAAUAAAUUGUGUCGAGAAAGUGCUACACACAUCAAGAAAGGGGUCUUUGAGAAGGGCAAUUAAUAAACUUGCCAAACGGACUUCACUGCGACCUUCAUCUCCGGGUAGUUCUAAUGCAACGGAGGCGAAUAGCACUCACUCCCAUAACGAAGACACCAUGACAGAAUCUGAGAAUGUAUCAGUAGCGAACUAUAAUCAUUCAGAAACAUAUGAACUAUCAGAUAUGGAUAAUGAGUCUUUGGUAUUCUCGAAACCACCAUUGCCGCAAUCGAAUGCGAUGACUAUAUUUGUAGGUGUUUUCGUCGCCGUGGGAGGUUUUUUAUUCGGUUACGAUACGGGCUUAAUCAAUAGCAUCACAGAUAUGAAAUAUGUCAAGUCAAAUUUGGCUCCAAAUAGGGUUGAGUUCACUGCUAAAGAAAUGUCAAUUUUAGUUUCCUUUUUGUCACUGGGAACUUUUUUCGGUGCUUUAUCAGCACCCUUACUUUCUGAUUCUUAUGGCAGAAAAAUUACUAUUAUGUUUAGCACUACUAUUAUAUUCUGCAUCGGAAACUCUUUACAAGUAGCAGCCAAUAAUGUGGGCCUUUUAAUUGCAGGUAGGGUAGUAUCUGGAAUUGGUAUUGGUUUAAUAUCGGCCGUCGUUCCACUUUAUCAAGGUGAAGCCUCGCAUAAACUAUUGAGAGGAGCAAUUAUUUCUACUUAUCAGUGGGCAAUAACAUGGGGACUGCUAGUAUCCAGUGCCGUAUCCCAGGGAACACACAAUAGAAAUUCUGCAUCUUCAUAUAGGAUCCCUAUAGGUCUGCAAUAUGUUUGGGCCGCAGUUUUGGCAAUAGGAAUGUUUUUCUUACCAGAAAGUCCACGUUUUUAUGUUUUAAAAGACCAGUUAGAUAAGGCUGCUGAAUCGCUGUCCUUUUUGAGAGGAGUGCCUAUAACGGACGCUGGAUUGUUAGAAGAACUGGUAGAAAUCAAGGCUACGUAUGAUUACGAGGCCUCAUUUGGUUCCUCAAAUCUAUUAGAUUGCUUCCGGUCAAGUCCAAGCAGAACGAAGCAAACUUUACGAAUGCUUUCUGGCAUUGCAAUUCAAGCGUGUCAGCAGUUUUCUGGCAUCAAUUUCAUUUUUUACUAUGGUGUCAAUUUUUUCAGCCGAACUGGUGUAACGAACAGCUACAUGGUUUCCUUUAUCACUUAUGCGGUGAAUGUUGCUUUUAAUAUUCCCGGCUUAUUUCUCGUGGAAACUAUAGGUAGGCGUAAAGUACUUCUCAUCGGGGGAAUUCUAAUGACCGCAUCUAAUUUUAUCAUCGCCAUUGUUGGUUGCUCAACAAACUCCGUGAUAGCCAAUAAAGUUAUGAUAGCAUUUAUAUGCCUGUUUAUUGCUUCUUUCUCCGCGACCUGGGGAGGAGUAGUGUGGGUCAUAUCAGCUGAACUAUAUCCAUUGGGGAUCAGAUCAAAGUGUACAGCAAUAUGCGCUGCUUCAAAUUGGUUAAUUAACUUCAUCUGUGCGUUGAUCACGCCUUACAUUGUUGAUACAGGCUCUCAUACUUCAUCAAUAGGAACCAAAAUUUUUUUUAUUUGGGGUAGCUUGAAUGCACUUGGUGUUGCUGUGGUGUAUUUCACGAUAUAUGAGACAAGAGGACUAACGUUGGAAGAGAUUGAUGAACUGUACAACAGGUCACCUAAUAGUAUGCAGUCUGGUGAAUGGAAUAAGAGAAUCAGGCAGCAGUCUAUAAAUAAAUUCUUGAACACGGCGGAUAAGAUAGAAACUGAACACAGUGAUGAUGUACAGAUGACGACAACUACCAACCAAAGUGUCACCAACGUUACAGUAAGUAAUCUUCACUUUGAUGGGGCCCAAACAAAUUUUUCUUCUGAAAAACAAAAAGUAGACAGUAGAAGCAACAAUGCUACUAGCAUGAAUACUAGUUAUGAAACUAGCGACGAUAAUGAUAAUGAUAAUAAAAAUAAUGAUAACAACAACAGCAAUAGUAUUGAAAAUGAUAAUACAGCAGAUGGACGGACUCAAGGACUCAGCGGUAAUCAACAGGCAACCUGUUCAGAGACGGGGUAUGAUGAAUUUACUCCGAACUGUGUUGACCUUGGCAAUGGGCUGGAGCUCAAUACGUAUACAAGGGGACCCCCAUCAAUUCCAAGUGAUUCAAGUGAUGAAGAUAAUUUUGAAGGAGAUGCAGAAGGCAGGACCUUUUCGCAUAGAGGUGCUGGAGAUGCUAAACAUAGGGCCAGUAUAAACGAGUACAUGGCCCAUUUGAUGGACAGUCGAACGAACUCAAGUAAUCUUAAAUAA
This is a messenger RNA of Zygotorulaspora mrakii, 2307 nucleotides long. RefSeq names its product sugar porter family MFS transporter. The transcript has a single exon. Bases 1 to 2307 code for a protein of 768 amino acids. Gene Ontology annotation, biological process: carbohydrate transport; transmembrane transport. The record is from RefSeq and is a predicted model, not a curated record. Gene Ontology annotation, cellular component: membrane. Lineage: Eukaryota; Fungi; Ascomycota; Saccharomycetes; Saccharomycetales; Saccharomycetaceae. Gene Ontology annotation, molecular function: carbohydrate:proton symporter activity.